This is a messenger RNA of Triticum dicoccoides, 504 nucleotides long. RefSeq lists its product as uncharacterized. Bases 1 to 504 code for a protein of 167 amino acids. Lineage: Eukaryota; Viridiplantae; Streptophyta; Magnoliopsida; Poales; Poaceae. The record is from RefSeq and is a predicted model, not a curated record. The transcript is spliced from 5 exons. Gene Ontology annotation, biological process: transposition.
AUGAUGGUGGUGGCAGGGGUACCAAAGCAGAUUCCUGCUACCGAGGAGCAGAAGUGGCUCAUCGAGCCCACGGGGAAAGACAACUGGAUAUAUCCUAAAGGGGCCCGUAUUCCCAACGGCCUCAUCACCGUCUUGCUGAAGGUAUACUGGCCGGGGCUGUACUGUCCGGAUCCAGUCAGGCACCCAGACCGCCUGGUUUUGGCCACGUGCUGGGACCACUGGGUAGCGGCCCCCCACGCGGACUAUGAGACCCAUGCUAAGGCCGUGAUCACUAACUUUUGGAAAUACUAUCGAGUUCUUCCGGAGCACAAGGCCAUUGCCGACCAGAUCGUGCUUUGCCAAGCCAAGAGUAAGGCCCGCCAGAUGCAGUACGAGGUGCAUUGGGUGGCCAUCUCGACAUACUAUCACGACGCUCUUGGUGUGAAGAUGACCAAGGAAGAAGCGUGGAGGACAAACAUUACCUUGCAGAGGCACCAGUACUUGGCGUAUGCUUUCAUUAUGUAG